Haemorhous mexicanus (house finch) is the source of this 4014-nucleotide messenger RNA. It is a transcript of the gene CCAR1, whose product is annotated as cell division cycle and apoptosis regulator 1. The coding region runs from base 169 to 3735 and encodes 1188 amino acids. The transcript is spliced from 26 exons. Lineage: Eukaryota; Metazoa; Chordata; Aves; Passeriformes; Fringillidae. The record is from RefSeq and is a predicted model, not a curated record. Gene Ontology annotation, cellular component: nucleus. Gene Ontology annotation, biological process: regulation of DNA-templated transcription.
UUCCCGCCUGCCCGGCCCGGCGCCGUCUCCGCCUCCGCCUCCCUUUGCCUUUCUCCCGUGCGGCGCUUUCUGGCCGGCGGCGGGGCCCGGACACGCGGCCGGCAGCGGAGGCUGCCGAGGGGAUUGCAGUUACGGAAGAUAGACACCCGGGCGAUUCUACCUUCUGCCAUGGCUCAGUUUGGAGGACAGAAAAAUCCCCCUUGGGCUACUCAGUUUACAGCCACUGCGGUGUCUCAGCCAGCUGCCCUGGGCGUGCAGCAGCCCUCGCUGCUGGGAGCCUCCCCGACCAUCUACACGCAGCAGACGGCGCUGGCAGCCGCGGGGCUGACCACGCAGAGCCCCGCCAACUACCAGCUGAGCCAGAGCGCCGCGCUCCAGCAGCAGGCGGCAGCCGCGGCCGCGGCCCUGCAGCAGGUAAAGCACACACCGCGGCCGGCGCUCCCCGAACUGCGUAAAGCUAAAGGAUCCAGGAGGAAAGGAGAAUGGAAAAUGCAAUAUUCCCAACCUCAGCAGACUCUCUAUAGUGUACAGCAACAGUUGCAGCAACCUCAGCAGACCCUUUUAACUCAGCCGGCGGUCGCGCUCCCCACCAGCCUGAGCCUGUCCACGCCCCAGCCGGCGGCGCAGAUCACUGUCUCCUACCCCGCCCCCCGCUCCAGCCAGCAGCAAACCCAGCCCCAGAAGCAGCGGGUCUUCACUGGCGUGGUCACCAAGCUACACGACACCUUUGGCUUUGUGGAUGAAGAUGUCUUUUUUCAGCUUAGCGCUGUUAAAGGCAAGACACCUCAGGUGGGUGACAGAGUUCUGGUAGAAGCUACUUACAACCCCAACAUGCCUUUCAAAUGGAAUGCCCAGAGGAUCCAGACGCUGCCCAACCAGAACCAGAGCCAGGCGCAGCCGCUGCUGAAGACGCCGCCGGCCGUCCUGCAGCCCCUGGCGCAGCAAACCUUCGGCGUGCAGGCGCAGCCACAGCCGCAGUCCCUGCUGCAGGCACAGAUCUCUGCAGCCUCCAUCACACCCCUGCUCCAGACACAGCCUCAGCCCCUGCUGCAGCAGCCACAGCAGAAAGGUGGCUUGCUGCAGCCCCCAGUCCGUCUGGUUUCACAGCCACAGCCAGCUCGAAGACUCGACCCACCAUCCAGAUUUUCUGGGAGGAAUGACCGAGGUGGAGACCCUAUGCCAAACCGGAAAGAUGACAGGAGCCGUGAAAGAGAGCGGGAGAGGCGCAGGUCCCGGGAGAGAUCCCCGCAGAGGAAGCGCUCCCGGGAGCGGUCGCCACGGCGGGAGAGGGAGCGCUCCCCGCGCAGACCGCGGCGCGUCGUGCCCCGCUACACCGUGCAGUUCUCCAAGUUCUCCUUGGACUGCCGUAGCUGUGAUAUGAUGGAGCUGAGGAGGCGUUACCAGAACUUGUACAUCCCCAGCGACUUCUUUGAUGCUCAGUUUACCUGGGUGGAUGCUUUCCCUAUGUCUAGACCAUUUCAGCUGGGAAACUACUGUAAUUUCUAUGUAAUGCACAGAGAAGUAGAUCCUAUAGAUAAGAACGCUGCUGUCCUUGAUCCACCUGAUGCUGAUCAUCUCUACAGUGCUAAGGUGAUGCUGAUGGCUAGUCCUAGCAUGGAAGAUCUCUACCACAAGUCAUGUGCUCUGGCUGAGGAUCCCCAAGAACUUCGUGAUGGAUUUCAGCAUCCUGCUAGACUUGUAAAGUUUUUAGUGGGUAUGAAAGGCAAAGAUGAAGCUAUGGCAAUUGGAGGACACUGGUCCCCCUCACUGGAUGGACCUGAUCCAGAAAAGGACCCUUCGGUGCUGAUAAAGACGGCAAUUCGUUGUUGCAAGGCUCUUACAGGGAUUGACUUAAGUGUGUGCACACAAUGGUACCGUUUUGCAGAGAUUCGCUACCAUCGCCCUGAGGAGACCCACAAGGGGCGUACAGUUCCAGCUCAUGUGGAGACAGUGGUUUUAUUUUUCCCGGAUGUUUGGCAUUGCCUUCCCACCCGCUCAGAGUGGGAAACCCUCUCCCGAGGAUACAAGCAGCAGCUGGUCGAGAAGCUUCAGGGUGAACGCAAGGAGGCUGAUGGAGAACAGGAUGAAGAGGAAAAGGAUGAUGGGGAAGCUAAAGAGAUCUCUACGCCUACACACUGGUCUAAACUGGAUCCAAAAACAAUGAAGGUAAAUGACCUUCGCAAAGAAUUAGAAAGUCGAACCCUUAGCUCCAAGGGACUGAAAUCUCAGCUGAUAGCUCGACUGACCAAGCAGCUGAAAGUAGAGGAACAAAAAGAAGAGCAAAAGGAGCUAGAGAAGUCUGAGAAAGAAGAGGAAGAGGAGGAGGACAGGAAAUCUGAAGAUGAUAAAGAGGAGGAGGAGAGGAAGCGGCAGGAGGAGCUGGAGCGCCAGCGGCGGGAGCGGCGCUACAUCCUGCCGGACGAGCCGGCCAUCAUCGUGCACCCCAACUGGGCAGCCAAGAGUGGCAAGUUUGACUGCAGCAUCAUGUCCCUGAGCGUGCUGCUGGACUACAGGCUGGAGGAUAACAAAGAGCAUUCCUUUGAGGUAUCAUUGUUUGCAGAACUCUUCAAUGAAAUGCUUCAGAGAGAUUUUGGUGUCAGAAUUUACAAAGCACUGAUUUCUCUCCCAGAGAGAGAGGACAAAAAGGACAAAAAAAGCAAAAAAGAUGAGAGAAAAGAAAAAAAAGAAGAAAAAGAUGAUGAAACUGAUGAUCCAAAACCUAAAAGAAGAAAAUCUGGAGACGAUAAAGAUAAAAAAGAAGAGAGAGAUGAAAAGAAGAGGGAAGAUAAAAGGAAAGAUGAUUCUAAAGAUGAAGAAGAACCAGAAGAGGACAAUAAUCAGGAAGAAUACGAUCCAAUGGAGGCAGAAGAGGCUGAAGAUGAAGAUGAAGAAUGCAGACCACUCGCAACUCCCAUUGAAGUCAGUAGGAGAUACCGGGACGAGGAGGAAAUGAACAAACGGGAGGACAGAAAAGAGGGAAAUAAACAUUGUAAAGAGAGGGCAUCUAAAGAUAAAGAGAAAGACAAGACCCAGAUGGUAACUGUUAACAGGGAUCUCCUGAUGGCUUUUGUUUAUUUUGAUCAAAGUCAUUGUGGAUACCUUCUGGAGAAGGACAUGGAGGAGAUCCUGUACACUCUUGGACUUCACCUGUCACGUGCUCAGGUCAAGAAGCUGCUCAAUAAAGUAGUGCUUCGAGAAUCUUGUUUUUAUAGAAGACUGACAGACACUUCUAAAGAUGAAGAAAACCAAGAGGAGUCUGAAGAGCUGCAGGAAGAUAUGCUAGGGAACCGGCUGCUGCUGCCGUCGCCCGCGGUGAAGCAGGAGUGCAAGGCCGUGGAGGAGAACGUGGGGCUCAUCGUGUACAACGGGGCCAUGGUGGAUGUGGGCAGCCUCCUGCAGAAGCUGGAGAAGAGUGAAAGGGUGCGGGCAGAGAUUGAGCAAAAGCUGCAGCUACUAGAAGAAAAAACAGAUGAGGAUGAAAAAACUAUACUACAACUGGAGAAUUCUAACAAAAGUCUGUCUGCGGAGCUGAAAGAAGUAAAAAAGGACCUUGGCCAACUGCAAGAAAAUUUGAAGACCUCAGAUGAUAAAAAAUUGCAAUUCGAGGGUCAGCUGAAUAAGACAAUCAAAAAUUUAGCUACUGUUAUGGAUGAAAUACAGAGUGUUCUCAAACAGGACGUUGUGAAGAACGAAGAUAAAGAUCAGAAAUCCAAAGAAAAUGGAGCAAACGUAUGAUAAACUGCUGCUGUUAGAAGAAUGGUGUUACAUAAUGUAAUAUAAAUCAUGAUACCAGAAUGUAUGGGAAGUGAUGCAUGUUUGAUUUUAGUAGUAUAAAUAUCUUAGUUCCAAAAGAUGUAUAAAGUUUUAUGAAUGUGUCUGCUCCAGAAGAUUGCUUGUAAUUCUUAGGAUUCAAGUUGAGACACUCCUCGAGUGAAAAUAAUUUUGCAUUGCGAAAAGUUUUAGGAUGAACUUUGUUAUAGUUUUAACCCUAAUAAAGUUCAUCAAGGUAACAAA